Molecule: messenger RNA, 1720 nt
Organism: Darwinula stevensoni
Lineage: Eukaryota; Metazoa; Arthropoda; Ostracoda; Podocopida; Darwinulidae
Source: the annotation of a GenBank genome assembly
GAAGGAGAUGGUGUCCAUUCAACUUCUGAACAUGAUAUUCAUUGGUGCAUUGCACAAUUUCGUGGUGGUGUUGCUGAACAGCCACAAUCCAGAAGACCUCGCAGCAGCUGAAAUUCGCAACACGUGGAGACUGUUCACCAGUGAAACUGCACUGAUGGGGGACAAUGGGCUGGAUCCGCUCAAGACUGUGCAUGCUUUCUGCAACAAUGUGUCGGUAACGAUCGAUGGGAUAACGAUGCAUAGCGCAAACCUUGAUCCCGAAACGAAUGCCUUCACACAACCCUACCUUCUUACAAUGGAUGCCGUCGGAAAUAAGACCAUUGAAGAGAAACUCGGGAGCCUACGUUCAUCCGUGAGAUGGCAUGAAGACGACGCGGACACCGAAAAAAGUAUCAAGACGGAGGAAGUCGGAGCCAAAUACAGGAAUGGUUUAACUGAUAGUGACAAAUGCAUUAUCCAAGCACUUCGCGAAGAAAAAGGAUACUCUCUGAACAAGAUUCUUCAAGAAUAUCCCAGCCGACAGUGGAAGAAGAGUACUGUCAUUGAUUUUCUGAAAAAACUGAGAGGUACUGGAAGCGGGAAACGUCGACCUGGAAGUGGCCGCCCAAAAACUGUUAGGACUGAUGAAAAUGUCCAAGCAGUUGAAGAUUUGAUUCUAAGCCAGGAAGGACGACCAGGGACUAGCAUGAGUGUGCGACAAGUGGCUAAAGAAACUGGCAUAGACCGUUCAUCUGUGCGUCGAAUUGUAAAAAAAUACUUGAAUCUGAAAGCUUUCAAGAGAGUGACCGUCCAAGAACUGUCAGUGCCAGGGAAGAAGAAACGCCUGGACCGUUGCAAACGUCUUCUUGAGCGCUUUCCAACACCGGAGUCAGUGAAAAAAAUUUGGUUCUCUGAUGAAAAACGUUUCACUGUUGUUACGCCGCGUAACACACAAAACGACCGCGUGCAUGCUGCUGUGAAAAAGAAGUCUGAAAUUGUUCCUGAGAGACUGCUGGGAGAGAGGAGCUACUUCUCUGAAUCAGUGAUGGUUUCCUUGGCAGUGUCUUCGCGUGGAAAAACUAAGAUUUUCUUCAUUCCCCGAGGUGUGAAGAUAAACUCUCAGAACUACCGUGAAGAACUUCUUUCAGAAAUGCUGCCCGAAAUUGAAGAUGUGAUGCACGAUUACACCUUCAUGCAAGACGGUGCUCCUGCCCAUACCGCUCUGGCAACAAUUCAGUGGCUUCGUGAAAACUGUCCUGAUUUCAUCGAACCUGAAAAUUGGCCGCCCAAUAGCCCUGACUUAAACAUAGUCGAUUAUUUUGUGCGGUCCGCGUUGGAAGAGAAAGUGUAUCGCGGGCAAAAAAUCCGGUGUGUCGAUGAACUGAAGGAACGAAUCCUGGUAGCAUGGGAAGAACUUUCACAUGGCUCUAUUGCCACUGCCAUCCUCAAGUGGAAAGGGAGGUUGAAGGCAGUUAUUCGGCAGAAAGAUGAGGAUGGCAUGGAGAGAGUCUCCUGCAUGUCCGGGUUCGGUGGUGUAGUGGUAGGGCACCUGACCGGCAAUCAGGAGGCAGGGGAUCAAUUCCCGGCCAUUCCUUGUCCUUAUUUAGACUUUUCAUACCUUCCAAGUCCUGUUACUCAAUCCCCCGCUGUAACGUAUAGACUCAGGGAACUCCAUGCCACCCAGUUUCAACCUGAUACGUUUCCCCUUUUUGCUGGCGGAGUCCAUCAGGUACUUAUCUGC